Messenger RNA from Microthlaspi erraticum, 1218 nucleotides. NCBI's taxonomy places the organism in Eukaryota, Viridiplantae, Streptophyta, Magnoliopsida, Brassicales, Brassicaceae. The record is from the annotation of a GenBank genome assembly.
AUGUCGGCUUUUAAUCUGAAUGGGAAUGUCAAGAAUGCUGAUUCUUCAUCUACACUGGACGAUAUUGAUGACUCUGAGUUCUCCAAGUUGCAAGAGAAGCCAAGGCCGUUGAAUACUGAGAGACUGAGAUCACUUGACGAAAGUUCUCUGACUGAACUAUCUGCGUCGCCACAACUUAGAAAUGUGGAUAGUGCUUCUGCUUCUGCUUCUCGGCUCCAUGAUCACGCAGAUAAUGUGAGUGUUGAUUUCAACCUUAACUCCUCGGCGGCUAAAGCGGUUGCAGACAGCACUCUUCUGGCUCAGGGCUCUCCAUGUUCAGAAAGGCUGGAUAUAAUCGAUGGAGAUAUCGUAAGAAACAAAGAGACAGGCGUACAGGGAGUAAUCUUGGAAGAGGACGGAAGACAAAAAGUGUUGACUUUGUCUCAUCCUGCAAAAAUUCCACUCGGGAAGGAAGACGUUUUAUGGGUUCGUCUGUUUAAAGAAGGAGAUAAGGUUGUCACCAUUGAAUAUCCAGAGGCAAUGGGCGUUUCGGAAGUGGUUCAUGUUGAAAGAACCGUCAGUUUAACCGCCGAUGAUGUUGAGAUAAAGGAGGUUGAUGUCAACGGCCUUGAACCUUUCAGAAUUUCUUUCACAGAUCAAGUCUCGUUUGAAGGCUGCGUAGGGAGAGUCAGAUCAGUCAAGCUUAGAGUAACAUUCUCCAUGGAAGGUGCUUCAAGGAAUGAAAAGUUCACUGUGGAUGAUCCUUCUGUCGACCUAUAUCAACCUUUCUACCAGAGCAGUGUGGAGAAGGCCAUGGAAAACCUUUAUCAUCUGGGUCAGAGGGUGUGGGUGGUGCCCUCUCAAGGAUGGGCCAGAGUUACAGAGCAUAGUGUUGACAAAACUGGGGUAAAUUGGUUUUAUAGAGAUUCUGCAGACAAAACUCCUCCAGACAUGUUAUAUGGAACACCAAAUCAGAUUGUGAUGGACAAUCCCUGUCAACGUGGAAACUGGUGCAUAGGGCAGCGAUGCAUUUAUGAAGAGAAGGAGUAUCUGAUUUCACAAUGCAACCAGAGUCUCGUCACGGUGAAGACAGAAGGAACAAAAGAGGAUGUUGUUAUGGAAUCGACGGAGCUUAUGCUUUAUGAAGUAGAAGAAGAAUUGAGUAGUUUUACACUUGCGGAUUGUUUUAGACUUGCGGAUUGUUAUGGAAUCCAGAUUUGGACCAGUUAUGGCCGAUGA